Molecule: messenger RNA, 951 nt
Organism: Xenopus laevis (African clawed frog)
Lineage: Eukaryota; Metazoa; Chordata; Amphibia; Anura; Pipidae
Product: dynein regulatory complex protein 9-like
Exons: 8
Coding region: 1-831 (276 amino acids)
Source: RefSeq, a predicted model, not a curated record
AUGAGCAGUUUACUCGGGGCCAGCAGUUUGCAGCAGAAUGUCAUUGCAGAGAUGUUAACUGAGUUGGAAUCAUCAGGAUCAUUUCACAGCCUCCAGCAAGCUGUUGCCAAUGAAAAGGAAAGAAAGGCUAACUUUUAUAAUGUCAUAACCAGAGAAGAAAAUGGGAGAAAGAAAAUCAAAUCACUCCAGAAGCAAAUACAGGAAGUCAAACAGGAGAAAGAACUGGAAAUGCAGAGCCGCAGUGAACUUAUUGCUCACCUGAAGGAUCAAGUGCAAGAAAUGAAAGCCAAAACUAGCAUAGAAGGCAAGUAUGUCAAGAAAGACACAGACCUGAUGAUCUCCCAGACUCAAAGAAAGUGCGGCAUUGCAGAGGCAGAGCUUCAGACUGAGCUUCAGAGGGUCAAGGAAAAAGUGGAUGAGGAGAUAAGAGUGCACAUAGAGAUUGAGAAUUUUCUCAGGCAACAUCAACAGGAACUGGAGCAGAAGCUUGAAUACUGGAUGGAAAAGUAUGAUAAAGACACAGAAGAAAAACAGGCUGAGCUAAAUUCUCUAAAGGCCUCCAGAGCACAUGACCUCGCCCUUCUGCAGGAGAUGGCCACAAAGUGUAAAGACUUUGAGAAGGUGAUAAUUGAAGAUCGAUUGGAGAAGGAGAAAGCACAGCGGCAGAAGAUACAGGAAAUGAAGGAAUUAACAAGCGUCAUCAAACUCCAGGCAUGGUGGAGAGGUAUGAUGGUGCGGAGAGGUUUGGGAAGCUACAAGAAAACAAAAAGCAAAUCGGGCAAGGAAAAAGGCAAGAAAGGCAAAGCCAAAAAAGGUGGCAAAAAGAAAUGAUCUCUUCCUUGUUUCUUCCCAUCUGUCAAGAAGCAUACAAUAAUUAGCAAAUGUACAGUUCACAAGGUUCUAGUGAAGAAUAAAUGAUAUUGAUAGAAUAAAAGGUGCUAUGAACAAAAA